This is a messenger RNA of Monodelphis domestica (gray short-tailed opossum), 2309 nucleotides long. RefSeq names its product olfactory receptor 2D2-like. Gene Ontology annotation, molecular function: olfactory receptor activity; G protein-coupled receptor activity. Lineage: Eukaryota; Metazoa; Chordata; Mammalia; Didelphimorphia; Didelphidae. Gene Ontology annotation, biological process: G protein-coupled receptor signaling pathway. Gene Ontology annotation, cellular component: membrane. The record is from RefSeq and is a predicted model, not a curated record.
CAGACCUGGAGGGAAAAGGAGGGCUGGGGCCACUCUUCUCUCCUUUCUACAUGCACCUCUCAUCACCUGCCCCUCUGCCCAGAAGUCCAAUGGGAGUUCUUCCUCCCUCCCCUAUCUAAGGUAAGGAAGGUGAUGUGGGGUUGGGGAUGGCACUCAGGCUCAGGAUGGUGGCAGGCAUGGUACUCAGUCUAAGUCGGGGAGUGGGGGUGGGACCUGGCAUUACAUCUCUAAAAUGUUCACAAUCACUGCCCUAGAACAUAGGAGACACUCAUUAAUGUUUAUUGGAACUGGCUGACAAAAGAAAGUGUCUUAUCUCAAGUCACUCACAGUUUAAAGGAUAAACACUAUGUAAAUAACUAUAUUCAAAUGAGCUAAGUACAGGAUAAAUUGAAAGUAAUAACUAGAUGGUAGGCAUUAGAAUUAAGGAGGAUCAGGAAAGACUUCUUGUAAAAUGUGGUUUCUUAUUUAAGUAAGGGAAGACAGAAAGUGGAUAUAAGGAGCAAGAGUAUUCCAGACAUAAGGAAUUUCUAUUUAAAACUCCUAGAGAUAGGAGAUGAAGUAUCUUGUUUGAGAAGUAGCAAAGAGAUUAGUGUUGAUGGAUUGCAGAAUUUGUUUGGUUGAACAUAAAUGAUUAGACAUAGAACAUAAAAUAUAAGAAGAUGGAUUAAUAUUAAAUAGUCAGAGAGGAAAAGUGGGAUGAUCACCAACUAUUAGUCUUCCAUUGGUGUUCUUUGUGACAUGAUUUUUUGACCAAUUACCAAUCUAGUACAUAAUUACAAAUGAUAGGAAGGAAGCUAAAGGCAGAAACUACCAUGAUCAUUCAGGUAUGCUGUUUCAAAGAUUCCUCCUCUGUUCUCUUUGUCUACUACAUGGAAUUUUCCCAUUGUCUAUCAGAAGAUUUAAGGCUGCCAAUAAGACUCACAAAUUAGUAGUCACUUCCUCUCCAAUAUACUAUGGUACACAUCCCACAUUGACUUAUUAUAUAAAGGAAUGCUUUCUCAUGAUUUGAGCUAUCAUACAAUAAAAUGGCUUUCUUUUGUUAGGGUGCACUUCUCAACAAUGAGAAUGUUCAUCAGAAAUGUUUUCAUGGCCAAUACUGGUGAUUUCCUGGAAGGUUGGACAAUAUGACUUCUCAAUUCCUUCUUUACAAUAAGAUUUUAUGAUGUUAUCAUUGCAUGAUUACAAGAAGUAUCUGUUGGCUUCUUUCAAAAGAACAGGAAUAUCAAAUAUGAACCAGAACAACCAGACUUGGGUGAUAGAAUUUCUUCUUCUGGGUCUUUCUGAUGAUCCUCAGAUUCAAUUGCUACUUAUUGUAUUAUUCUUGGGAGUGUUCUUGGGUACUGUGCUUGGAAGCUUACUCAUUAUCUACCUGGUUCUAACUGACUCACAACUCCAUACACCCAUGUACUUUUUUCUUUGCAACUUAUCUCUGGCUGACAUUGGUGUCACUAUUACCACUGUACCACAAGCCUUAGUCCAAAUGUUAAGUAGGAAGAAGACCAUUUCCUUCUUGGGCUGUGGUGCCCAGAUUUUCUUCUCCACUACUUUUGGAGCUACACAAUGUUCACUAUUAGCUAUUAUGUCCUAUGACCGAUACUUAGCAAUCUGUGAUCCCAUGCAUUAUUCUCUCAUCAUGACAGGGAAGGUGUGUGGACAAUUGGCUUUGGUGUGCUGGGUCAGUGGUAUUGUUGCAUCCUAUGUUGACACUACAUUUACAUUAUGUCUACCCUACCAAGGAGACAAUAGGAUUGCUCAUUUCUUUUGUGAGGCACCAGUUCUCUUGACUCUGGCAUCUGGAGACACUCAUAAAGCAGAGAUGGCCAUUUUUUUCAUUGGAGUAUGGAUUCUUCUUGCACCUAUGUCCCUGAUUCUAGUGUCCUAUGGACUUAUUAUAGUGACUGUCAUUAGGAUGAAGACAACGUCGAAAAGACUCAAAGCAUUCUCCACCUGUGGCUCCCAUCUCCUUGUAGUCAUCCUUUUUUAUGGGACACUCAUUAUUGGCUACAUGACACCCAAGUCCUCCAGGGAGCAAUUCAAGCGAGUUGCUGUAUUCUAUGGUGUCAUAAACCCUAUGCUUAACCCUCUCAUCUAUAGUCUGAGGAAUAAGGAAGUGAAGAGAGCUUUCAGAAAUGCAGUCAACAGGAAGUAACCCUCAUCCUUGAACUACAUUUGGCCUUAUCUGUAACCCCCUACAUGUGUCAUUUAUCCCCUUACCAGAAAAUAUAUCUACUAUUACUAGUAUUUUGUAAUACAUGAAAAUAUUGUCUUUUUAUUUCACAUAUCUCCAUAUAUACACAUAGAUAUGUGUG